AUGAACCAGAAUGAAUAUGAUCACAAAUAUGGAUUCAAUCCUAAACCUAAAGCAACCAUCAGAAGCAUAAUCAGAAAACGCCGCACCAAAUUCGCAGAUGAUUUCUUCACAGCUGAAGGAUGGAAUAGAAUCAUCCAAAGAAGAAUACCAGUAUCUAGAUGGCUGCCACGAUAUAACUUCCGCUCUUUCGUAGUUCCUGAUUUUCUGGCUGGAGCUACGGUUGGGAUUUACAAUAUUCCUCAAGGUCUUGCCUAUUCUGUUUUGGCCAGUCUACCACCCGUAUAUGGUCUGUACGCUUCCUUUUUCCCGCCCAUUUUUUACUUCCUGUUCGGCUCGUCAUUACACAGUAGCAUAGGUGUCUUCUCAUUAACAUGUCUCAUGGUAGGACAUACGCGAACAAGCAUUCUACCAGAUUAUGCCAAUGGAACUACUGCAACAGAGUUCAGAGGAAUCGAGAAUCUCACCCCUACUGAUGUAGUCGUUGCUCUGGCCUUCGUUACUGGUGCGAUACAACUUAUCAUGGCUGUCUUACAUUUGGAUUUUUUGACCAGUUACCUCAGCGAUCCAGCGGUAUCUGGAUUGAAUUUUGGGGCAGCUUGCCAUGCAUUCAUUAGUCAACUGCCAGCCAUUCUUGGAAUUAAAAUUCAUUCAUCCAAAGAGUUCUUCUUCAAAUUAAUAUAUAAUUUUGAAGAAAUAAUUGAGAACUUGGGAAAUAUAAAUGUCGCAACAACAAUCAUCUCUCUACUCACAAUUGCACUUUUGAUACUUUCCAAAUCAUACAUAGAGCCGAAUACAAGGCGGUUAGGGUUUCCAUUCCCAACAGAAUUGGUUAUAAUGAUUUUCGCUACAGUUGUAUCAACAUUAACAAACUUAAGCGAACAUUGGCAUGUUAAGAUCAUCAGCUCUAUACCUCUAGGAAUGCCACAGCCAGUUCUUCCAAAGUUUGUCUUAAUGCCAUAUCUCAUUCGUGAUGGGCUAAGUAUUGCCAUCGUCGCAUAUGCUGUGACUGUUUCUAUGGGAAAGCUAAUGGGGAGAAAACAUCGUUAUACGAUUGAUACAAACCAGGAGCUACUUGCAUUGGGUACAUCUGGAAUUCUAUCAUCUUUCUUCUCUGUUUUUCCAACAUCAACUUCAUUAUCGCGAACUUUAGUUAAUGAGGAGAGUGGAGCAAAAACCCAGGUGUCUGGAUUAGUCUCAGCUAUCAUUAUUCUGAGUGUUAUAUUAUUCCUUGGCCCCUUACUAGAAGCUCUACCAAUGUGCAUUCUGAGUUGUAUUGUGGUUGUAGCAUUAAGAUCUUUGUUUCAAAAAAUUGGAGAAGUACCAAAAAUUUGGAAGUUUUCUAAAUUGGAUACGGUUAUAUGGAUAACAACUGCUAUAGCUACGAUAUGUAUGGAUAUCAUUGAAGGCUUAGUCAUGGGAAUGAUAGUUGCUCUAUUCCUGGUCAUUAUUCGCACACAAUGGCCUGAUCUUGACACAUUGGGAGAAAUUAGUUCACGCGAUUAUCGAGUACUGGAUCGGUAUUCAGCUGCCAAGCCUCCAAACGCGACAAUUCUUCGUUUUGAUGCUCCACUCAUAUUUACUAACGUAGAGACUUUCAAAAGUAAAAUUCGUCAAGCAGUUCACGCAAACUUGCCCGGAUGCAAUUUGCCUGAGAAACAAUAUAUCAGUCGAGUGAUUGUCUUGGACUGCAGUUGCUGGGCAUAUACCGAUGCCAUGGGUGUUGAAGCAAUAAAAGAGAUUCACGAAGAGAUGCUCAUAAAUAAUAUUCUUCUGAUGUUUGCCGACUUAAAAAGUCAUGUACGAAUUCAGUAUUUGAAAGCUGGUUUGUUCACUACUAUGAAUGAGGAUCAGUUUUAUCCAUCUGUACAUGAAGCUCUACAAGCAGCCUCUAUGCUGUAUCUAACUGAACCAAACGAGUACCGUAAAGAUUCAACACUUUCGGCUGUUGUCUAG
Messenger RNA from Auanema sp. JU1783, 1953 nucleotides. The record is from the annotation of a GenBank genome assembly. Lineage: Eukaryota; Metazoa; Nematoda; Chromadorea; Rhabditida; Rhabditidae.